This is a messenger RNA of Dermatophagoides pteronyssinus (European house dust mite), 873 nucleotides long. Its product is annotated as proton-transporting V-type ATPase complex assembly regulator TMEM9. Gene Ontology annotation, cellular component: lysosomal membrane. The record is from RefSeq and is a predicted model, not a curated record. Lineage: Eukaryota; Metazoa; Arthropoda; Arachnida; Sarcoptiformes; Pyroglyphidae.
AGAUCAUUUUUUUUGAUUAAAAAAUUCAAUCUUGAAAAUGACCUAAUAUUUUUCAUUCGUUGAGGUUUUUGAAAUGGCAAAUCAAAUUGAUUUUUGUAUAUUAUUAAUAUGUUUACCAUUUUUCAUGUUGAUCAUUGGAACAGUUGAUGGCCAAUAUGAAGAUGUUCGAUGUAAAUGUAUAUGUCCGGUACCGAGUGUUGUAAGCAAUGCAACCAAUGGAACUACGAGAAAAUUAUACAUCAGAAAUGUUGCUCCUAAUCAAUGUAAUUGUGAUUUCGUCGUUCUGCCACAGUUAUCAUCUGAUGUUCAAUCGAAAGCGAAGGAAUUUUGUCCACGUUGUGAAUGUAAAUAUGAAUCAAGGGAUACAUCUAUUAUUCGUUUUUUUGUCAUCUUCAUCAUUGGUGUCAUAUCAUUUUUGGUCAUUUACAUGCUUUUCCUAAUGAUUCUUGAUCCAUGGAUUCAUAAACGUCAAUCACGAAACAGUUAUAAAUAUUUCAACGAAGAAGUUUCAUUAGAAGAACAUGAAGAACAUCCAUCAGAUGGAUCGCAGCAGCAGCAUCAGCAACAUCCACAACCAUCUCAACGAGAUUCAGAUAGUCAAUCGGCUCGACAUCGAAUAUCACCAUCCUUUAGCGGACCUGCCGAAAAUGUAAAUAUAGCGACUGUAGGACCGAUCGGUGUUUUGAAUCGUGUCGGUCAUUCGCAAAACAAAUGGAAACGUCAAGUGAAAGAACAGCGACGUAAUAUUUUCGAUAAUCAUACCAUUUUAAAUUGAACAAAAGAAUCAUUUUAUUUUUUUUAUCUUAUACUAUCGUUAAUUCCAUUUUAUUCAUUUAUUCAUUCAUUAUCGUUUAUUAAAAAAUUUUCAAAAAA